GCUUAAAACAGUGGAAUUCCUGUUCAAAAUUGCAUUCUUUCUUAAUGUCCUAAUAAUCUCAAUGACUUUUAAUUUCCAUUGUUCUUCCCACUUGUAACCUCCAAGACUCCAACUACUAAAAUAAAAGACCAUAAAGCACCACCAUUUGACUUAAUGCAAAGCCACCACAAGGCACAAAAGCAGCCUUUUCAUUUUUUGAUUUCCUGAUUUUAACCCCAAUUUCUUCGGAUAUUAUCCACUAAUGAACUCUAUUAGCCUGCAGUAUUCUCACCAACCCUUGAGGCCUAAAACUGUCUUAAACCCCAACGCCAGGAGAUAUUUCCUUAGUGGCAAUUCGGUCAAAUCAGUGUUACCUACCACCACUCACGCGGUUGUGCUCAAGUCUUCCGCCGCCGGGAGAGAUCAUCGCCGCCUUAGUUCUUCUUCUGUAGACAUGGCUGCUUCUGCUGUGGACGAUCGGAUCCCUCAUAUCGCUUCCACCAUUCGGGUCAUACCCGAUUUCCCUAAACCUGGCAUCCUCUUUCAGGACAUUACCACCUUGUUGCUUGAUCCCAAGGCUUUUAAGGAUACCAUCGAUUUGUUUGUCGAGAGGUACAAGGACCAGAAGAUUGAUGUCGUUGCUGGCAUUGAAGCAAGAGGUUUUAUCUUCGGCCCUCCUAUAGCUUUGGCUAUUGGGGCAAAGUUUGUUCCCAUGAGGAAACCUAAGAAAUUACCUGGAGAGGUGAUUUCAGAAGAAUACUCAUUGGAGUAUGGAACGGAUGUAAUGGAGAUGCAUGUGGGGGCUGUACAAGCCGGGGAACGGGCUUUGGUGGUGGAUGACCUCAUUGCAACUGGUGGCACCCUAUGCGCUGCAAUCAGGCUCCUUGAACGUGUGGGAGUUGAUGUGGUUGAAUGCGCGUGUGUCAUUGAGUUGCCGGAACUCAAGGGACGAGACCGGCUAGGAGAGAAGCCCUUGUUUGUUCUUAUAAACUGAAAGUAAUCUGGAGAUUUGUAGCAGAAGGGUAUAAAUAUGGUGGUUUACCCCUCAUCUGCCACGUAAGGUGGGAAGUUGUUCAAGAAGGGGCUUCACUUUUAUAUUGGAGCAUUUGGUUGGAAUAAUCUCCAACCGGUUAUUUCGGGUUUGACAGAUGGUAUAUUAAACUCCAGUCUAUCUGCUAAAACCUGCUUUCAGAUGUCAAAUCUUCUAAAUUUUAACGGUGAAGUACUACCACUUAUGUAAUGGUAUUUUAUUUGAUUGAAGAUAUCAUCACUUGCGAAACCGAAUCCAUCGUCAACUUUCUUUUAUGUAAUGAUCAUUGUCUUGGAAAGUAGUUAGUGUAUGAACAAAUGGUUUUUGGUUGCUUGCAAUUGUUAUGUUGCUUUGCUUCUCGUUCUGUUGCAAUUGAAUUAGCAAGGUUUUACUUGUCAACUGUUCAUCUAAUUCUGACCGCGUGAACGAUGAGCAGCUUUGAAGAACGUUUGCAGUUUGCUAAGAGCCUCUAUUACUGAUUCAGGGAGUUCUUUCAGUGUUUUCCAGUUAUUCCCCUUAGCGUAUCAGGCACUAAUACUCGAAGUCAACCUCCAAACUGGGGUGGACUUUUUACAAGAAAAUAUGUUUACAGUUUUUUGGUUUGACAUUUGCAUGAGUUGACAUUCUUUGUUGUGUUUCUCGAAGCAGUCAUUAUCAUUUGGGGGAAGUUUUACUUUCUGCA
This is a messenger RNA of Oldenlandia corymbosa var. corymbosa, 1691 nucleotides long. Lineage: Eukaryota; Viridiplantae; Streptophyta; Magnoliopsida; Gentianales; Rubiaceae. The record is from the annotation of a GenBank genome assembly.